GUGGCUCUCCGGAGUGACCCGAGGGGCACGUUGCAUCCUCGGCAACUCAUCUGAUUUCCCGGUCUAACAAGAUCUUCUCACCCACAAGAUUGUGCCUUAGAGUUUCUUAUGUAUUAUAAUUAGAAGCCAGAAGAGUGCAAAGAGAUGAAUCUAAUGAAACUUAGAUCUGUAAAGCUGAACGAUGGACUCAGCAUGCCUCCACUGGGAUUUGGCACCUCUGCUCCUAGCAAGGUUCCUAAGACUGAAGUGGAAGAGGCCGUCAAGAGAGCAAUCGAUGUAGGCUACCGCCAUUUUGACUCAGCCUAUAUGUAUCUCAAUGAAGAAGAGAUUGGGAGGGCCAUCCAGAGGAAGAUUGCUGAUGGCACUGUGAAGAGAGAGGACAUAUUCUACACUUCGAAGGUGUGGGUAACCUUCCUCCGUCCAGAAUUGGUUCAAACCAAUCUAGAAAUGUCACUGAAGAAGCUUGGGUUUAGCUAUGUGGAUCUUUAUCUCAUUCAUUUCCCAGUACCUUUGAAGCCUGGGGAGGAAUUGUUCCCAAAGGACAAAGAUGGAAAAAUCAUUUUUGACAGAGUGGAUCUCUGUGCCACAUGGGAGGCCAUGGAGAAGUGUAAAGAUUCAGGGCUUGCCAAGUCUAUUGGUGUGUCCAACUUUAACCGCAGGCAGCUGGAGAGGAUCCUGAGCAAGCCAAGGCUUAAGUACAAGCCUGUCUGCAACCAGGUGGAGUGUCACCUUUACUUCAACCAGAGCAAACUCCUGGAGUUCUGCAAGUCCAAGGACAUCAUCCUGACUGCAUACGGUGCCUUGGGGUCCGACUUCGGGAAGGAAUGGGUGAACCAGGACGCCCCAGUUCUCCUGAAGGACCCAGUUCUCAAUGCUGUGGCCGCCAGGCACGGGCGAACUCCGGCCCAGGUGGCCCUGCGCUUCCAGCUGCAGCGGGGGGUGGUGGCCUUGGCCAAGAGCUUCAACGAGAAGAGAAUCCGGGAGAACUUCCAGGUGUUUGAUUUCCAGUUGACACCAGAGGACAUGGAGACUCUGAGCAGCCUCAACAAAAACAUUCGCUACUUUUCAGAUACUUUAUUUGCUAAUCAUCCGGAUUAUCCAUUUAAUGACGAGGAUUAACUGAUUUCUUUGACUCUGGUUGAUGAUCAGCGAACAGCUCAAGGAUGAGAAAGGAUCUGACUUAGCCCAUGUUACUUAGCCUGACACGUUGAAAUGUAGCCUGAGUCCCCCGAAUCUGGAAGUAAAUGUCUCUAAACCCAGUCUUUCCCCCUCAAAGUCAAUGGCAAUACAUUUCAAACAACCUAACCUAUCAAUGCCUUGGCUUUUUAGUCUGUUUUGCUUUUUCCUGUCACUGAGGUUGAAAUGCUGUCCCUGUGAAGUGAUCACAGGGAUAUAAAUCU
Molecule: messenger RNA, 1400 nt
Organism: Canis lupus familiaris (dog)
Lineage: Eukaryota; Metazoa; Chordata; Mammalia; Carnivora; Canidae
Gene: AKR1C3
Product: aldo-keto reductase family 1, member C3 (3-alpha hydroxysteroid dehydrogenase, type II)
Biological process (GO): prostaglandin metabolic process; doxorubicin metabolic process; daunorubicin metabolic process
Cellular component (GO): cytosol
Molecular function (GO): ketosteroid monooxygenase activity; androsterone dehydrogenase [NAD(P)+] activity; aldose reductase (NADPH) activity
Source: RefSeq, marked provisional